UUUUUGUUUGAGUGAAGAAAAACAAUGGAAGUGCUGUGUCUUGGAAAAAGAAAAGGUCAUGUCCGAAGAUCUAAGGGUUAAACUAUUAUAACCAUUAUACUCAAGGAAGGAAUCGUUAUUAGUAAAUCACAGGGAGUUGGCUUUUGCCUUGGUUUUGCCCCGAUCGCAAGAUCUCGUGAAAUGAAAAUCUGAACUACGACAAACUUUGGAUUUUGUUGCUAUAAUAAGUUUGUGUUCUUGGUCUUCGUUACGCGUUUGUGCGUUUAUCGGAUCACCAACUAGCCCGUCGUUAUCACUAGUAAUGCUAUAAUUUAAGGAUCGAGGGAUCAGAGCAGGAAUCAUCAAAAUGCCACUGCCGAAAACAAUGCCUAAAAGAAAACCUUCUAAAGAUGAUGGACGUGUGUAUGCAAACAGAUACAAAGUUGUGCGGCGACUAGGGAGCGGUAAUUUUGGCACAGUUUUUCUUGUUGAAGACAUGUCUGCAAACAGAGAAAGAAAAUGUCUAAAGGAGAUUUAUAUAGGUGAACUACACCCUGAUGAGGCAGUAGAUGCAAUGAAAGAAGCCAGACUGUUAUCAGAAUUAACUCAUCCAAAUGUUGUAAAGUUCAUGGACAGUUUUCCUGACAAGGAAAUGUUCUGCAUUGUAACUGAAUAUUGUGAGGGUGGUGACUUGGGUGAGAAGAUACAUGCAUGGAAGAAGGCUGGCAAGACCUUCAGUGAAUCAUUGAUUAUUGCUUGGUUUAUACAGAUUGUUUUGGCUGUGCAGUUUAUGCAUUCAAAGAGAGUUCUUCACAGAGACCUGAAAACAAGGAACAUCUUUCUGAAGAAUAACAUGAUUAAAUUAGGUGAUUUUGGAAUUUCAAGAAUUUUGAUGGGAACUUCAGACAUGGCCACAACGUUCACUGGUACACCUUAUUAUAUGAGCCCUGAAGUACUGAAACACGAAGCUUACAACCACAAGUCAGAUAUAUGGUCUUUAGGUGCAAUUUUAUAUGAAAUGUGUAAUUUAGAGCAUCCUUUUCAAGGACAGAAUCUAAUGGGUAUAAUGUAUAAAAUAAUCGAGGGAGAUCCUCCUAAACUGUCGACCCAGUACAGCUCAGAAUUACAGAAAUUAUACGAAAGGUUAUUAGCAAAGGAUCCGAGUAAACGUCCAAGUGGGUCAGAAAUUGUCAAGUUUGAUUUCAUUGCAAGUAAUAUGAAAAAAUUAAGUUUGCAGAUGCAGGAUAAACUAAGUGUAAAAGAUAGCUUUAAGGCCAAAGGAGGUCAACAUCCAAUAAGUGUUGAAAGACCAGUAACAAGAUCUGGCAGGAAUGGUGGACCUAAACUUUAUGAAGAGCCAGAGGAACGACCCAUGACUCCAUUGGACAAAAUGAAACUGAGAAAAAUGAAGAAAGCUGAUGAAGAGGCAGAGAGAAUAAAACAAUUCAUGGCAAAUCAAGGGAGUGAUGCUCAGGCACAAUAUAUGUCGCACAAGAAGAAACAGAAUCAGGUCUCCCUUCCUUGGGUGGAUGACCAUCCUGAAGUUUUUCAAGAUCCUCAUUUUACAUUCAACAAGCAAAACUCAGUUGAAAACAGGAGACCAGUUGGUUUCUCAUCAGAGAACGUACCUUUGCAAGGAAAUGGAAACAACAGAACAUGGGCAAACAGUGAAGAAGAUAAUCCUUAUGAUCUCACAGUGGUUUCAGAUAUUCCCGAGGAUGCCACGUUAGCAGAAACAUAUUACUCACAAUUUGAAGAUGAGUUUGAAGCCAGCGACAGUGACACCAGCGACAAUUGUGACAAUGAAGAGACUUUGAAGUACACCAGUGACGAUGAGGAAGAUGACUUCAGUGCUCUAGUAAAUCAAAUGGAAAAUGCUUUAGAAUAUAGUGCAACUGAGCUGGACUCAUCAUUAUCAGAUGAAAUAGUGGGGGGACAGGCAUUGUCAAUGACUAUGAGGGAACAGAGAAUGACAAAUUUGAGAAAAGAGUGUAUCAAACUUCUUGGUGAGGACGAGUUCCAGAAAGUAUACAUUUUUCUAAAAGAUGCAAGGUUUGGAGAAGAGUUUCAAAAUGAAGAGUCCAUCGUGGCUGGUCUGGGUAAAAUUGUAAAGAAUCCAAGAGACUGUUUCCUAGUGGAUCAAUUGCUAUUUAUGGAAAAACAAGCUGAAAUUGCAGUCAUGACACAACAACAAAGUUUGCACUGAGAGGAAUUGAAGAUGAAUUAUCAUAUCCCACCAUGUGUCAUUAAUGUCACAAAGCAGUUGUCUCUUUUGUAGAGAAAAAGGUUGAUUUGACAAGUGGUGCUGUAAUAAUUGAAGAGAGAAAAAAAAUUCAUCAGAAGAGUUUUAAACCACCUAGUUUUGUAGGCAGGAGGGAGAAAGAUUUUGAUGAACAUAGUAAAAAGAGAUUUAUAUGGAAGAAACAUGAAAAAAAAGACAAGAAAAAAUGAAAAAUCAUUUUCAAAUAUCCCAGUAUAAGAGCAAUGAUAUAUUUUGGGUUGUUUCAAACCCAAUGUUUUUGGCACAUUCAGUGCUUGUGUGUCUCAUAGUAGUGAUAUGGCGGGCUUUUCUAAAAGGGCCCCAAUGAAAAGUUUAAGUUAUUUCUAUGAAGAGUGAUGUGUAACGAGUGUAUUUCUAUGAAAAACUUUGAGAUUUUCAUAAAUAAUAGUUUGUAUUAGCAACCAAAUAAGACUCUAUCAAGGCAGCUAACUCUACCUUAGUAGAUGCUAUCCCAUCCUUUUAUAAAUACCAAUCGGGCUGAUCAGAAUUAUAGUCCAUUAUUAUCUAGAUAAAAAUCAUUGUCUAGCAUGUUGCAGGAAAUGGAAAAAAACUGUAAAUAACUAUUUUCAAGUCCUCAAUUUAUUAAAACCAUAGUCAAUGGUUAAGUUAAUAAAAUAAUAUAAACACA
Messenger RNA from Actinia tenebrosa (Australian red waratah sea anemone), 2888 nucleotides. RefSeq names its product serine/threonine-protein kinase Nek11. Gene Ontology annotation, molecular function: protein kinase activity; ATP binding. The record is from RefSeq and is a predicted model, not a curated record. NCBI's taxonomy places the organism in Eukaryota, Metazoa, Cnidaria, Anthozoa, Actiniaria, Actiniidae. Gene Ontology annotation, biological process: protein phosphorylation.